Molecule: messenger RNA, 7752 nt
Organism: Sander lucioperca (pikeperch)
Lineage: Eukaryota; Metazoa; Chordata; Actinopteri; Perciformes; Percidae
Gene: tulp4b
Product: TUB like protein 4b
Exons: 16
Coding region: 431-5950 (1839 amino acids)
Molecular function (GO): protein binding
Source: RefSeq, a predicted model, not a curated record
UUAUUAGGUGUGUUGGUGAUUUCGUUGUAACUGGAUUUGAAGUUCGGUGUCUAUUUUCCGUGCUACCUGUCUCAUGGCAACCCAUUUUAAAGCCACAACCCCAAAGUGCGCCAGCGGAAUAGUGCCUGGCAACACCACCGCACUGUGCGCUGACUGCCUCUGGAUUAACGUCGUUUUACAGCGGUGUCAGGAUUACACAACUCUCAAGAGCCACAUCAAGACAUGGGGUGGGCCACUGACAUCAGAGAAGCCUGAAGUACAGAGCAGUUUGAUGUAAAUGAAUGUAGAGCUGGACAACAUCUGUCUGAAUGAUGCAUUUUACUUCUCCAAAGAUUUUAUUCUAAGCACCAAGAGCAGAGCAGCCAUUACCCUUCAGUGCAUCACUUGAAUAGAAAUAUGGACACCAUCAAUGGAGGGAAUUUAACUCAACAUGUCCAGGAACUAUGAGCCUGGUCACUCAGUAGGGAUGUUGGCUGCUGUGGAACAUGGUCCCAUCCUUUGCAGCGACUCCAACAUCCUCUGCCUCUCGUGGAAAGGCAGGGUCCCCAAGAGUGAAAAGGACAAGCCAGUGUGCCGGAGGCGGUACUAUGAGGAGGGCUGGCUCGCCACGGGGAACGGAAGAGGAGUUGUUGGGGUGACGUUUACAUCGAGUCACUGCAGGAGGGACAGAAGCACACCUCAGAGAAUCAAUUUUAACCUGCGAGGACACAACAGCGAGGUUGUCUUGGUGCGUUGGAAUGAACCCUUUCAGAAGCUGGCCACCUGCGAUAUGGAAGGAGGUAUUUUUGUGUGGAUCCAGUAUGAAGGAAGAUGGUCGGUAGAGUUAGUGAACGACCGAGGAGCCCAGGUGAGUGACUUCACGUGGUCGCAUGAUGGCACUCAAGCCCUCAUCGCGUACCGUGAUGGCUUUGUGUUAGUCGGCUCGGUCAGCGGACAAAGACACUGGUCCUCUGAGAUUAACCUGGAGAGUCAAAUCACCUGUGGCAUCUGGACACCUGAUGAUCAACAGGUCUUGUUUGGUACAGCAGAUGGCCAGGUGAUAGUGAUGGACUGUCACGGACGAAUGCUUGCCCAUGUUCUGUUACACGAGUCUGAUGGGAUCGUGAGCAUGUCGUGGAACUGCCCCGAUUUCCUGGUCGAGGACAGCACAGAGAGCGACACGGACUCUGAUGACAAUAUUCUGCCUUUUGUGCGAAGAGUCAAGCCAUUGUUGACAGUCACCUUCCUAUCAGGAGAUAUCAGUUUAAUGAACAACUAUGACGACCUCUCUCCUGCCGUGAUUCGCUCAGGGCUGAAAGAUGUUGAGGCCCAGUGGUGCUCCCAGGGAGACCUCCUUGCUGUGGCCGGCAUGGAGAGACAUGGGCUUCCUGUCGACUCUAUUAUGAGAAACGCCCUUGUUAAGUUCUAUAAUGUCCAAGGGGAGCACAUCUACACUUUGGAAACACCGGCACAGAGACCCAUCACCACCAUCUGUUGGGGUCACAGAGACUCUCGUUUGUUCCUUGCAUGUGGACCAGCACUGUAUGUGGUGCGUGUGGAGCACAGGGUGGCCAGCCUCCAACUUUUAUGCCAGCAGGGCAUCGCCAGCGCCCUGCGCGAGGAGAAAGAUGUGGGGAAACUGAACAUGCCCUCGCUGCUCUGCUCUUAUGUCACCACUGCUUUUAUACCCACAAUCAAGCCCCCAAUCCCUGACCCCAACAACAUCCGUGACUUUGUCAGCUAUCCCACAGCUGGGAAUGAGAGGCUCCACUGCACCAUGAAGCGAGCAGAGGACAGCCCUGAGACCGGCGGACCCUGCUACACUCUCUACCUAGAAUAUUUAGGAGGACUGGUGCCCAUUCUCAAAGGAAGGCGCAUUAGUAAACUCCGGCCUGAGUUUGUCAUUAUGGAUCCAAAAAUGGACAGCAAAGCAGAGGAGGUGUGUGUGAAUCCCAUGAUCUCAUACACUGACAGCUGUAACUGCUCUGACUCCAGUGACAUUGAGUUGAGUGAUGAGUGGGUCGGGAAGAGGUCACCAAAGUUUUCCCGAGGAAACAGGAUGAACAUGGAAUCUAGAAAAUCUCCCAAACUUUCGCGCACCAAUCAGGAAGGCCAACGGUCGCCACGGUUACCAACAAAGAAGCCUCCAGUUCGCUCUCCCAGUCUGACACGUCGAGAGUUUUCUAUGGAUGGGAUCACAGAGCACAACUACCUAGCUCAAGUCACAUCCAACAUUUGGGGGACAAAAUUCAAAAUUGUUGGACUUGCUUCUUUUCUUCCUGCCAAUCUUGGUGCAGUCAUCUAUAAGACAAGUCUGCUACAUCUACAACCGAGACAGAUGACAAUCUACCUUCCAGAAGUGCGCAAGAUUUCUCAUGACUUUAUGAGCCUGCCUGUGUUCAACCACAAUGUGUUCAGUGAGGAUGAGGAUGACUUACCAGUGAUGGGGCCAUCUGGAGUGGCAGGAGAAAAUCCUCCCUGUACAGUCAACAUUCCCAUUGCUCCCAUCCACAGCCCGGCUCAGGCAAUGUCUCCAACUCAGAGUAUCGGCCUGGUUCAGUCUCUUCUGGCCAACCAGAACAUUCAGCUUGAUGUCCUGACCAACCCUACAGCCACGGCAGCAGCUGCAGCUGCGGCGGCAGCAGCUUCUGUCCCUGUUACUGAUCACGGGCAGGACGCGGUUCCAACGCCGUAUCCCAUGCCAACUACAUACCCGAACCCUGGUCAAGCCAUCUUCAAUGGGCUGGAGAUGGGUCCUCUUCUCCCUGGCACUCUUCCUCCCCCACCUCCACCUCACCAUCUCCCACCGCAGCCUCACCCGCCGCGCUCUCAUUCGCAGCAGCCUCGUCAACUGCCGUCCAAACAGUCCCAACAAAUGCAGACACAGCCGCAGAAAAUGCAUCACCAUCAACAGCAGCAGCAACAACAACAACAACAACAACAACAACAACAACAACAACAACAACAACAACACCAUCAUCAGUCCCAAUCACAGCAGCAGCAGCAACAGCAGCAGCAGCAGCAGCAGCAAUUACAGCAACAGCAGCAGCAAUUACAGCAGCAGCAGCUCCAGCAGCAACAUCAACAGCUCCAGCUGCAACAGCAACAGCUCCAGCAACUGCAGACGCUCCAUCAGCAGCAGCAGCAGCAACAUCAGCAGCACCAGGUCCAGCAGCAACAACAAAUCCAACAGAACCCCACGCACCAACAGCUGCACCACCAACAGCAGAUCCAGCAGCAGCAGCAGCAGAUGCAGCUGCAGCACGAGCAGAUGCAGCAGCAGCAGCAGCAGAUGCAGCAGCAGCAGCAGCAGAUCCGCCAGCAGAUCCAGGAGAUGAGGCAGCAGCAGCAGCAGCUCCAGCAGCAGCACCAACAGAUCCAGCAGCAGCACCAACAGAUGCAGAGGCAGCACCAGCAGAUGCAGCAGCAGCUGAAGAUGCAGAUGACGCUACCGCCUCCUCCGUCUGGCUAUCCAACUAUUUCGCUACACCAGAUUCAUCUCCUGCCUCCUCCUCCGACCACGGAGCCGGGGUUCGCCAGGGGGGAGCACGGACACACCCUUAAGCCGAGUCUGCCGCGGACUUUACCCCCCUUCAGUGAUAUGGAUGGAUCUGUUGAGAUUCACAUGAGGAAGGUGAAUCCUCCUCCUCCAUACCCGGGCACCGUGGUGUCCGCGGCGACCGCUACAGCCGUCGCCACGCCUCAAACUCUCGUCACAAACUGUGACAGCCCGAGCGUCCUGUCGCCGGAGCUCUGCCUGAAGAAGGAUGAGUUUUUGCUUCACCCUGUCACUUUACAGUACCCGACUCCUCUGGGGUAUGAAAGGAUCACAACCUUUGACAGCAGUGGCAACGUGGAGGAGGUUUGUCGGCCCCGCAGGCGCCUCGUUCGCAACCAAAAUGCGUACGCUGUUCACGGCUCGGCCACGCUCAAAGUCACUUCCUCUGAGAAUAAAAAAAUUCAGCUUCCCUACAGCUCAGCAACACUGAGUCGUCUCUCUGUCCCUCGCUACUCGAUACCUAGCGGAGACCCUCCUCCUUACCCUGAUCCGGCUAAUCAAGUAACUGCUACACUUCCUCCUCCCCAGAGAAUUGAUAGCAGUCUGAUUCAUGCCACGCUACGUCGUGACCGCAGGGACGUGGGACUUAAAGUGCCACAGAUGAUGGAGAGCUCAAGAACCCUGCCCACCAAGGCUAAAAUGAACAGUGCACUAGCACUUACCUACCAGCAGAGGGUGCCCACUGCAUUGUACACAUGCACACAGUGCAGCAGUAACAGCAGCAGCACCAGUGUCAGCGUUAGUGGCGGCGGGACCACAAGUAGUGGCAUUGCAGGUGGCACGGUGGUGAGGCAGGACUUCCCACCAGGGAAAGGAGCACAUCACAGUACCAUUAUCGUGCACUCCAAAAGUACCUCGCCCAUGUCCUCCCAGUCGUCUUACAGUCUGCUGAGUGCUGUCGACAACAGCAGGGACAGAACAGUGUACGUUAACUCUGCCUUCACGGAAGAUGAGACUUUAAAUCAGCAGUGUCACCUUGAGAAAUCUGUGCGUCAGCUGACUCUCGGUGAUGUCAGUUUGACAGUUAAACGCCCUCCGCCUUACCAGUGGGACACCUCCACCACCGAGGAGUUCUGGCUCACUCCGGAACAAACAAUGCUAGGCCCUCCACCAGGACCUCACAAACCGCCUCCACUCAUCAUCAGUCAAGCUCAGCACUUGGACAUGACUCGGCUGCCGUUUGUCCUCACGACUAAACCUCCAACCAGUCAGACCACGAGCACUCUGACUUUCCCGUCAGGUUACCAGAUAUCUCUCUCGCCUUUUCCUCCGAGCGUGGGCCACAGCGGUUCUCCACUUCAGACCUUGCAGAACCCUUCACCUCAGUGCUCUCCAAAUGAAGCGGUUGGUUCGGUCCCUUUUGCUCAGCAGGAAUCCAACUUGGUCUUGCCACCAGGCUAUGCUCCAAGUCUUGCUAACUUGGCCUGCUGCCCUCUCCCUCCGAUGUAUCCAGGCGCCAGCUCAUGUGCUGGACUUCAGCUGCACCCCGUCAGCCUUCACCCCUGGAACCCUUACCCCUGCCCGCCUCCCAUGCAGGACCCUCCAGCACCUCCCCUCCCUACCAAAACUCAUCAGAUCUUAGAGAAGCCCAUUCUCUCCCCGCCCCCUCCUACUGGGCCACCCCCACCACCCCCUCUCCCCCCUCCUCCUCCACCUACUGAGCUACCACCAUCCAAAAGUGCCGCAGAAGAUCUAGCGGAGUCUGCCAACAACUUUCUGGAGCCAUCAUCCCUGAAUGAAAGCCCUGUGCCGCAGGAGUCCGAGCGCUUCAACAAGAAGAGCCGCAAAAGACUGGACAGCAGGGCCGAGGAAGCCAACAUGCCCACUGUCUCCGAGGGCAAAUCUAGAAAGGAAGGGCGUGCUCUCUCUGACUUCAACACUCUCAUUUCCAGCCCAAGGCUCGGCAGCAGAGAGAAGAAGAAGCCCAAGGGGCAGAGAGAGCAACUCAAUAAAACCAAGAAAAUGAGCAGGACCACAAAUGAGUUCCAGGAUAGCUCAGAGAGCGAGCCGGAGCUGUUUAUUAGCGGCGAUGAGCUCAUGAACCAGAACCAGAGUAGUAAGAAGAGCUGGAAGAACAAGCGAAGCCUGCGUAUGGCGAGUGAGCUGGAGGAGAUAAAGUGCCGCAAGGCAAAUGAAAGAGAGGACCGUAGUUUGGGAAGCCAAGGGUUUGUUUAUGUUAUGGCCAAUAAACAGCCAUUGUGGAAUGAAGCCACCCAGGUCUACCAGCUUGAUUUUGGAGGACGAGUCACACAGGAGUCUGCAAAGAAUUUUCAAAUUGAGCUGGACGGUAGACAGGUGAUGCAGUUUGGGCGAAUUGAUGGGAAUGGCUAUAUCUUGGAUUUCCAGUAUCCGUUCUCAGCAGUGCAGGCAUUUGCUGUUGCCUUGGCCAACGUGACUCAAAGGCUGAAGUGAAAAGGUUUUGUGCUGUUGUAGACCAAUUCAAAAGAAAGCACAAUGAUCUAGCACCCCGAUGUGUGGGGCUAAAGCUGGGAAUGUCAGUGUUGUGGCGCUUCUUUUUAACAUACAAGGUGGUGUUGCACAUGCAGACAAUUUACAAUCAGUCUGUUGAAGGCAAUGUCAGUCUUGGUCAGUGGUCAUGGAGACUACACCAGUUACUUCAUCAUUUCUAGUUCAUAUGUUGAAUGUACUUAAGCUAAUUUUACUUAGUAUUCAAUGUAAAAAAUGUCAACCUUCCCUUGAUAAACAAAGGGUUAACUGAGUACAUGUUGGAAUGGAUUUUAAAAGCAUUGUGAAGGUUUGGUGCCAUGGUGCCAUUUUCCAAAGGACUGCUUAUUCAAUGUAUUUCAAAUUAAUAAAAAAAAAAAAAAAUUGAUGUUAAUAAAAAUAUACACAGCAAAUACCUACAUUGUUAGGAAGGAUUGCAUUCAAAAUUACAAAUGCAUUUUCACAAAGCCAUACCAUAUAUGAUAAAAACACUGCAUUCAUUUAAGUCAAGUACUUAAAAAUGUAUAAGGUUCUAUUAUGUAUAUCAAACUGAUUGUUAAUGCGUGUUUCCGAUACCUUUAUUUGUAUAUUUAUUCUUAAUUCCAAUCCCGUUUGUUUGAGGCAAUGAUUAGAUUUUUAUGUUUGCUAAAUGUCCUCUACAUUAUGUUCAAAUUGCUUAACAUGCAAUCGAAGAAUAUAAUGAUUCUGCAACUGCAACAUUAAGAGUUGACCACAGUUUAUAUCAUAGUUUGUGUAUUUUUUAUUCAUGAUACUUCCGUGAAGUGGUGCAAUGAACAUAGCAAAUCAUAUUAUUUUGGCCACUAUACUGCAAAUCAUUCAGUCAGAGCCGUUAUGAUCUGACAAUGUAUUUUUCAUUUUUUCAUGUGUAAAUAAAUGUACAUGUCCCUUUACCUUUCCAAAACUCCCCUCUACAAUUGUGAGCUAAUAACUUUAUAACUUUAUGUGUGCCAAAUAGUCAAAUGCAUUUGGCUGAAAGUAAGUUAGUGGGGAAGAUUGUACAAAAUGGCCUCUCAGAGAAUCUCAGACUUGGUUGGCUCUGUUGUUUUCUUUGGGUGUUUAUGAUGCUACUACAUCAGUAGUUUGCCUCGUUGGAAAUCAGUGCUGCUUUAGAUAGAUAGAUCGAUAGAUAGAUCGAUAGAUAGAGCUUGUGUGCAAUAAUGCUACCUACAUAGAACUGAUGUUGUACUUGCAAAGGAAAAUGCAAAGCUGCUUGCAAUGUGUAUUUUAGUAAAUGACUUAUCAUUAUAUGCUUAGAAAAGUGUGCCUAUAUGUUGCUCAUUUCAGUAAUUUUGUAAUUCACCUUUGCUUUAACAUGGUACAGAGAGUUUUUUGAUGUUACACUCGUAGAAAAAAAGGGUAUUAGAUACAACAUAUUCAAAAAUUGUUAAGAUUACCUGUAAGUAGGAGUGAGAUUAAUGUAGAUUUGGUGCUAAUGUAUAAAGAAACAAAGGUAGAAAUGUCUGGACAUGUGCCAUUUGGUAAAAGAAGGUUGUUUUGAAGUAUAUGAAGAAAGUAUUUUGAGGGAGGCUACAGACAAUUUUCAUUUCAGAGCUUUUCAUUUAAUGCAGCUUCAGAGAUUUCAGCGACAGUGUGUGUGUGUCAGUUAUCAGCAAUACUGCCUAAUGAAUAGUUGGUUGCCUGAUUUUUUUUCUCUCUCUUAUUUUGUGAAGGAAACAAAUAUGAUGUGACCAUAGGUUUACAUGGACCUAUAGGCUGGCCAAAAUGUAAUAAAAAAACAUUGUUCCAAA